Molecule: messenger RNA, 972 nt
Organism: Ogataea philodendri
Lineage: Eukaryota; Fungi; Ascomycota; Pichiomycetes; Pichiales; Pichiaceae
Exons: 1
Coding region: 1-972 (323 amino acids)
Molecular function (GO): D-amino-acid oxidase activity; FAD binding
Source: RefSeq, a predicted model, not a curated record
AUGACCACGGCUCUGGAACUUGUGCAGCAAGGUCACCAGGUUGAGAUUGUUGCUCGCCACUUGCCAGGAGAUAUCGACAUUGAGUACACGAGUCCGUUCGCCGGUGCCAACUGGUCUAGUUUCGCAGGCCCCAACGAUCUUGAAAUGCAAGAAUGGGACAAGAUUGGUUACCGCAAACUCUUAGAGCUGGCAGACAAUGUUCCUGCUGCCAGUGUGGUCAGAAGAACAUACCAAAUGCUAAAUGUCAAAUCUGAGCCUUGGUUCAAGGAUUUUGUCGAAGACUACAAGAUCCUGACUGAUCUGCCAAAGGGUAUCGAGUUUGGCUACGAGUACACUUCUGUGGUGAUUAGCGUUCCAAUCUAUCUGCAUUUCUUGCUGCAAAAGCUGAUUAGUUCAGGAGUCGUUAUACAUCGGGCAAACUUGAAGCACAUCAAGGAUGCUGCCACACAUUUCACCGGGGGCCAGGUGGACGUCACAGUCAACUGUUCUGGGCUUCUGGCCUCCAAGCUGGGUGGAGUGGAGGACAAGAACGUGUUCCCUAUCAAGGGACAGGUGAUCUUGUCCAGAAACAGCUGUCCAACCAUGAUCUCUGUUGCCGUGCCUGGUGCCGCAAAAGGCGAGAGUUUGUACAUCUUCCCGCGCAAGGAGGGAGGAACGCUGAUUGGCGGGUCUUUCUGGCCGAACGACUGGUCUCCAAAGGUGGACAAGAAGCUGUUCAAGCGGACUGUGGCCAGAGCCAAGAAGUACUGUCCGGAACUGUUUGCAAACGGCGAGCUGGAUGUGGUGAGCGUGGGAUGUGGUCUGAGACCAGGAAGAAAGGGAGGCGCUCGGAUCGAGAAAGAAACGAUUCCAGGAGUUGGCAAGGUGGUGCACAACUAUGGAGCAGCAGGGGCUGGCUACCAAAACUCCCAUGGAAUGGCCCGUAAAGCCGCUGCGCUGGUUGCAAGCUCGCUUCGCGAGUCUAAAUUAUGA